AUGAAGUCCCCUGCCCUGGCCCUUACGGCUGUCCUCGUGGUCGAGGCGAUUGCGGCAGCAUCCUUUGACUUCGAGAAUCGCCAACUGCGAGCAAGCGAUCUGCAGCAUCUGGACGAGCGCGAGGCGGCGAUCUUUCGCUCGGAUCAGAAUGCGACCGUGAGGUCAAGCUGCAAGGUUUUCCCGGGCGAUCGCAGUUGGCCACGGCCGCGGACUUGGGAUCUGUUGGACAAACUGACGGAUGGAGGCCUCAUUGCGUCUGUCCCGCGGGCCUCGUCCUGCUACAGCGGGCCAAGAUACGAUGCAGACGACUGCAAAUUGUUGACGGAUCAAUGGACCGAUUCAUACUUCCACAACAAUGACCCCAUUGAGAUGCUCUCGCCCGUCUAUCAGGGGCUGACCUGCCAGCCGACCACGAACCCGAAGGACAACUGCACGCUGGGUGGGUAUCCAGCCUACGCGGUGAAUGUAUCCAGCGUGGCUGAUGUGCAGCUUGCCAUCAACUUUGCGCGCCACACUGGCGUCCGCCUGGUCGUCAAGAAUACCGGCCAUGACUUUUCGGGCAAGUCCGGCGGUGCUGGCGCGCUGAGCAUCUGGACGCACAAUCUCAAGGGUAUCGAACACAUCCCCGAAUACAGCGCGCCAGGGACCAAUUGGACGGGGGCAGCCUUUCGUGUAGGCGCCGGUGUGCAGGCCUACGAGCUGUACAAGGCUGCGGAUGAUUACAAGCUGAUGGCUGUGGGCGGGGAAGGACGAAGCGGUUAUGUUCUCGGAGGAGGACACUCCCCACUUAGCUCUCUCCACGGGCUCGCGGCAGACCAGGUAUUGUCCAUGCAGGUUGUCCUACCUGAUGGACAGUUCGUAACGGCCUCCUUCACCGAAAAUAUCGAACUAUUCUGGGCUCUCCGCGGUGGUGGUGGCAGUACCUUCGGCAUCGUCACUUCCGUCACCGUCAAGGCCUUUCCGACCAUCCCAGCAACUUCGUCGACCUUCACCUGGUCCACGGGGGCCAAUCUGACGCACGAAAACUUCUGGGCGGGAUUCCGUGCCUAUCUGGACCUGUUUAUUCAACAUUCCGACGCCGGGAUUUACUCCUACUUCUUCAUUCUUCCCUCCGACGGCGAGUUCACCUUCCUGAUGCAGCCAUUCUUUGCACCCAACAAGACCGUGGCCGAGACCAACGCCCUCCUCUCGCCUUGGUUCAAACGUCUGCACGAGCUAGGCAUCCAGUUUACCCCCAAGACGCAGUAUUUCAACACGUUCUACGAGGCCUGGAACGCUUCCUUCCCGCUGGAGGUUGUCGAAAAGACCCAUGUGGCCACCGGAUCUCGGCUGUUCCCCCGUGCGAACUGGGAGGAUGAAUCCAAGCUGAAUGCGACAUUCUCCGCCAUUCGUGCUUCCUCCGAGGCCGGUCUCACCUACAUUUCUUUUAACAUGGCCCCGACCCUCGCCCGCGGCGGUAACCCGGACAACGCCGUCAACCCUGCCUGGCGCAAGGCCGUCAUGCACGCCCUGUCCAGCGUCAACUGGAGUGACGACUCUCCGGUGUCAGAGAUCAAGGAGGCACGUCACAACUUCACAUAUGGACACAUGCAGCGGUGGCGCGACGUGAGUCCUGGGGCGGGGUCCUACCUGGGCGAGAGCGACCGGAUGGAGCCAGAUUUCCAACAGUCAUUCUACGGCGAUCAUUACGAUCGCCUGCUCCGAUUGAAGCGAAAACUGGACCCCUACGAUGUCUUCUGGGCUGCUACGGCCGUGGGAAGUGACCGAUGGACGGUCAAGACGGAGGAUGGCUUACCGACGGAGAAUGGGAAAUUGUGCCGCAUCUCGCCAUCGGAUAUUUGA
Molecule: messenger RNA, 1842 nt
Organism: Aspergillus steynii IBT 23096
Lineage: Eukaryota; Fungi; Ascomycota; Eurotiomycetes; Eurotiales; Aspergillaceae
Product: FAD binding domain-containing protein
Exons: 4
Coding region: 1-1842 (613 amino acids)
Molecular function (GO): oxidoreductase activity; FAD binding
Source: RefSeq, a predicted model, not a curated record